This is a messenger RNA of Balaenoptera ricei (Rice's whale), 1327 nucleotides long. RefSeq names its product glyoxalase domain containing 4 (gene GLOD4). NCBI's taxonomy places the organism in Eukaryota, Metazoa, Chordata, Mammalia, Artiodactyla, Balaenopteridae. The transcript is spliced from 9 exons. Bases 39 to 935 code for a protein of 298 amino acids. The record is from RefSeq and is a predicted model, not a curated record.
CUGUGGGCGGUGCGGCGCUGUACGAGUGACGGGUGGUCAUGGCGACUCGUCGGGCUCUGCACUUCGUGUUCAAAGUGGGAAACCGCUUCCAGACGGCGUGUUUCUAUCGUGAUGUCCUGGGAAUGAAGAUUCUUCGGCAUGAGGAAUUUGAGGAAGGCUGCAGAGCUGCCUGUAAUGGGCCUUAUGAUGGAAAAUGGAGUAAAACAAUGGUGGGAUUUGGAUCUGAGGAUGAUCAUUUUGUUGCAGAACUGACUUACAAUUACGGCAUUGGCAACUACAAGCUUGGCAAUGACUUCAUGGGUAUCACGCUCGCUUCUAGCCAGGCUGUCAGCAACGCCAGGAAGCUGGAGUGGCCACUCAGUGAAGUGGCAGAAGGUGUUUUUGAAACCAAAGCCCCGGGAGGAUAUAAGUUCUAUUUGCAGAACCGCAGUCCAUCUCAGUCAGAUCCUGUAUUAAAAGUAACUCUAGCAGUGUCUGAUCUUCAGAAGUCCUUGAACUACUGGUCUAGUCUACUGGGAAUGAAAGUUUAUGAAAAAGAUGAAAAGAAGCAGAGGGCUUUGCUGGGCUAUGCUGAUAACCAGUGUAAGCUGGAGCUACAGGGCAUCCAAGGGGCAGUUGAUCAUGCAACAGCUUUUGGACGAAUUGCCUUUUCUUGCCCCCAGAAAGAGUUGUCAGACUUAGAGGAUUUGAUGAAAAGGGAGAACCAGAAGAUUCUGACUCCCCUGGUGAGCCUGGACACUCCAGGGAAAGCAACAGUACAAGUUAUCAUUUUGGCAGACCCUGAUGGACAUGAAAUUUGCUUUGUGGGGGAUGAAGCAUUUCGAGAACUCUCUAAGAUGGAUCCAGAGGGAAGCAAAUUAUUGGAUGACGCAAUGGCAGAAGAUAAAAGUGAUGACUGGUUUGCUGCACAAAAUAAACCAAAGGCUUCAGGGUAACCGAAGACACGUGGAACAAGCAUUAGUGAUUCCUGUCGAAUACCUGUGAGGCCUGAUGUGUGCAUUAUGUGACAAAUGUUCUCACAACUUGGUGGUUUCCUGUAUAGGCAGAGAGGCUGGGUGGUGAAGAUUUGUGUAUUUUAAUCUUUGAGAGCUCUGAUAUAUUUUAGAGAGAAAAUCCUUUCAUUAUCAGUCCAUUUAGAGGAGAACCCGUGCUGUCAUCUAUGCCAUCCCUGGAAGGGUACAUUUUGUGUGUAACUGUAUUAGAUUAGUAAUACAUUCUUCUGAAGCCUGGGACAGCUGUAUUGAACAGGACCUUUGGUUGGGGAUGGAGGGAAUUUUGAUAAGUAUGUAGAUUUAAUGAGAACAAAUAAACCCAAAUCAAUUGCUUA